UCGAAGGGAAAAACCAACAGCAGAAAAAAAAACAGGGCUAAACGGCAAAGCUUCCUCACUUUCCACUUCCGCUCUAUUUUGCUAAUUCCCAAUUAAACCCGCUCACAAAUGGAAGAGUUGAUCUCACCUUCUUCCUCCUCCUCAACCCCUUCGACUCUUCAGUACCGCCUUCAAUGUCUCCUCAACUCCCGCCCCGAACGGUGGGCCUACGCCAUAUUCUGGCGCGCUUCCCCCGAAAAAACCCUCUUUUCCGUCGGCGACGGCCAUUUCCGAGGCAACGGAAGCCACGGCGGAGACGCUGACGACAUGGAGUGGUUCUAUGCUAUCUCUCUGACCCGCUCCUUCGCCGCCGAGGACCCAAUAUCACCGGCCCGCGCCUACGCCUCUGCUGCUCCCAUCUGGCUUGCCGGAUCCAACGCCCUGACCGCCUCCGGCUGCGACCGCGCCCGCGAUGCUCAGCUCCACGGUAUCCAGACCCUCGUCUACUUGUCAACCCCAGACGGCGUCCUCGAACUCGGCUCCUCCCAUCUCGUUGCCGAGGACUGGUCUAUAGUUCAUCAAGCGCGAGCUUUUCUCUCUGGCAACCCCGCUGUGCUUCAGAAAAACGGCCUCUGGUCGUCCGUUGAAUCAGAGAAUUCAGACUCAGAGGAAAGGAUUAUCUGCCGCCGUAAGCGUGGGAGGACUCCGGGGAAUACUGCAGCGCCGGAGAAUAGCAAUCCUGCGAAUCACGUUGAAGCAGAGCGGCAGCGGCGGGAGAAACUCAACAGUCGCUUCUAUGCUCUCCGCUCGGUGGUGCCUAACGUAUCGAAGAUGGAUAAGGCAUCUCUCCUUGCGGAUGCUGUUUCGUAUAUAAAGGAGCUGAGAGGUAAGGUAGAGGAGCUGGAGAGAGAGGGGAAGAAGGUUAAAAAGGAAGGGUUUUUUGAACAGGGGAGUGGUGGUUGUGGAGGAAUUGGCGGGGAGAUUGCUACCAUUGAAAUGGAGGUGCAGCUUAUUGGCGAUGAUGCCGUGAUUAGGAUGCAGUCGAAGAAUUUGAGCCAUUCGGCGGCGAAGUUGAUGGCGGAGAUGCGGGAGCUUGGUUUGGUUGUUCAGCACGCGACUGUUGUAAAUUUCGACGAGCUGACGCUGCAAGACGUGAUUGUUCGAGUGCCGGAGACUUUUCGGGGCGACGGCGAUAGGUUAAGGCUUGCUCUCCUUGCGAGGCUGGAGAGGAGUCCAUGA
This is a messenger RNA of Phalaenopsis equestris, 1218 nucleotides long. RefSeq names its product transcription factor MYC4-like. Gene Ontology annotation, biological process: regulation of DNA-templated transcription. Gene Ontology annotation, molecular function: DNA-binding transcription factor activity; protein dimerization activity; transcription cis-regulatory region binding. Gene Ontology annotation, cellular component: nucleus. The record is from RefSeq and is a predicted model, not a curated record. Bases 109 to 1218 code for a protein of 369 amino acids. The transcript has 2 exons. Lineage: Eukaryota; Viridiplantae; Streptophyta; Magnoliopsida; Asparagales; Orchidaceae.